Prorocentrum cordatum is the source of this 1474-nucleotide messenger RNA. Lineage: Eukaryota; Dinophyceae; Prorocentrales; Prorocentraceae. The record is from the annotation of a GenBank genome assembly.
CUCCUCCUCCACCUCCGCCUCCUCCUCGUCCACAUCCUCGUUGCCUUUUGCCUCCUUUGGCAUGGCCUGAGCCGUUUGGCCUCGAGCCGUCGGGCUCGGUACCGGCACCCGCUCUCUGCAGGUGCACGGGUGGCCCCUCUUGGGGUGUGCCAGCACGUCUGCGGGCCCGUCGCGCGGGAUGUCUGGCUGGAGCUGCGGCGCCUGCACACUCGAGAACCACGCUGGGGCUGCGUCGUGCGAGGUGUGCGGCGCUCCUCGGCCGCCUGCGGCGGGCAACGCGGGGGCCUCCCAGUGGGCCUGCGCGCAGUGCACGCUGCUGAAUCCCAUCGCCGACGUCGCCUGCUGCGCCUGCGGGGCGCUGCGGCUGGCCGCCGCGGGCUCCAGCGGCGGCGCCGCCGCCGCGCGCCGCUCGAAGAAGGGGCGAGUUCGUUCAGGGUGCGUGCCGCCUCGCGCUGGGCGUGGCAGACGGCGGCUGGGGCGACGUGCUGCGCGUAGACUUCCAGUGCCUCGCCGCGCCCGCGUGCCCGAUCUGCCUGGACGACCGUCGGUACCGAGACUCACCGAGUGCGGGCACGCCUUCUGUCUGCUGUGCGCGCUGCGGCACAUGGAGAUCUCGCGCGCCUGUCCAGUGUGCACCGCCGCCAUGCGGUUGGACGACCUCCGGCCGGUGAGUUUCGAGCUGAUUGACGCUUUUGAGGAGGGCGCGGACAGGCGGUUCUUGCUGGUCCGACGCAGUCGGCUAUGGCUGGAGCUUGCAUCUUGCGAUCUAUCUGGGUACAGGUACCCGUUAACGCUUGAGGGCCGGCCUGGCUGGUUGCUUGCGCGCCGCGUGAUCGCCGAUCCAGGGGCACGGCUGAGCCGCCUGCAUGCGGAGUGCCGUGAGCUGGAGGCGGCGCCGCAAGAUCCCCUCGCGCAGGGCGCGUUGGAUGCGCUCAGGGCUCAGCUGCCUUCCGCCACCGCCGCAUCCGAGAGGGACGUGUCGUCUUCUGCAGCGGAGCGAGUGGAGCAAUUCGAAACGGGCGAGCUUAUCAACUUCUACCAGAGCGACGAUGGGCAGCUGGCGUUCCUGGAGAACGCGGUUACGAAGCAGCUGCUGGCGAGGUUCGGGCGCUGGGGCGACUUGCCGCCCGAGGUCACCGUCAGGGUUCGAGGCACGCGCUCUGAGACGCUCUCCGACGAGCUGCGGAGGCGGCACCGCUUCCUGGACCACCUGCGGGGUGGCGAGGUCACCUUCGUGGACGGCCAGGUGCUGCUCCCAGCGGGCGCUGCCGGCGUCGUCGAGGGCCCCGCGCGCGCCGCCAGCUCACAGGCUGGCAGCAGUGGGCGCAGCGACCGCGCCGCUGGACCUCGCGGCAGUGCUCCGGGGCGCUCCCAGAAGGGGCGCGGCAAGGGGCGCGUCGCCGCGAGUGCGGGCCGCUCCGAGAGGCGGGAGCCUCCCCAGACAUGAUCGCUCGGAAGAAGGAGACGCGACGCC